GGCCACCGUCAUGCUCUUUGAUCUUUUUGUGUCUUUGAGGGUCAUCAAAUAACAUUGCGUAUCAAACCAAACAUUCCGAAUUCAACAGCGGGGCCUUCACAAAAGUUCUGCUCGCCAUAGUCUCGUCGCACAUCACGAGAUCUCGUCGCAGCAACCAGCGGAGCUUCUCUCGCCGCAACAGCAACUUGUCACCAAAGAUGGCGAUUUGCUGAGUGCUCAUGGAUACACACAUUUCUCGGCUAGUUGCUAACGUACCCGAAUCGCCAGCUUUGCAGACAAAUUAACGGCCCAGCGAGCAGCUCUUCUUCUCCCUGGAAGCACAUCUGACCCCGCGUCAGCCGCCGCCGCCAUGCAGAUCACACUGAAAACUCUGCAGCAGCACACCAUUCAAAUUGAAAUAGACCCCGAACAAACGGUGAAGGCCUUGAAAGAGAAGAUAGAAACAGAAAGAGGCAAAGACAACUUUCCAGUGUCUGGGCAGAAGCUGAUUUAUGCUGGUAAAAUCCUGCAGGAUGACACGCCCAUUAAAGACUACAAAAUUGACGAGAAGAACUUUGUUGUAGUGAUGGUGUCCAAGCCUAAGCUUGCAGCUGCUGCUUCAACCUCAGUCCCAGACGGACCCAAGCCCCCUGUACAGGACUCUGGCUCCACGUCGACAGCUGUUCCAGCCACAACCCCGACCCCAGCCCCUGCCCCAACCCCAGCAGCUGUCCCGAUCCCCCCGGAGGAGGUCAAAGAGGAGCCGAGCGCUGCAGCCACAGAACCACAACAACCAGCCAGCUCCAGUGGUGGGAGCCAGGGCUUGGAUGCCUCCUCGGCACUGGUGACUGGGGCCGAGUACGAGGUAAUGCUGACAGAGAUCAUGUCUAUGGGCUACGAAAGGGAGCGAGUGGUGGCCGCGUUGAGGGCCAGUUUCAACAACCCCCACAGAGCUGUAGAGUAUCUGCUCACUAGUAUUCCCAGCAGCCCAGUCCAGGAGAGUAAUCCACCUGCACAGGUCCCCACAUCUGGAUCUACAGACUCCCCAUCUCUAGCAGAGGCAGGAGAUAACCCACUAGCAUUCCUGAGGACCCAGCCCCAGUUUCUGCACAUGAGACAAGCCAUCCAGCAGAGUCCUGCUCUGCUACCUGCGCUUCUCCAGCAACUAGGCAGGGAGAACCCCCAACUUCUACAGCAAAUCAGUCAACAUCAGGAGCUCUUUAUCCAGAUGUUGAACGAGCCAGUGGGGGAGGGGGGCGAUGCACCAGAGGUGGGAGAUAUCGGGGCAGCAGGGGACGAGGGAGCACCUGUCAACUACAUUCAGGUCACGCCUCAGGAGAAGGAAGCCAUCGAAAGGUUAAAAGCGUUGGGUUUCCCCGAGGCUCUGGUCAUCCAGGCCUACUUCGCCUGCGAGAAGAACGAGAACCUGGCAGCCAACUUCCUCCUCAACCAGGGACUGGAGGACGACUGAAGACAGACUCCACUGCCUUCCCGCUCCUCCCUCCCACUCCUCCUCCUCCUCCUCCUCCUCCCCUCCUCGGCUCAGCAUAUAAAGACUGCACCCCCACAAAUUUUACUGUACAGCUACCAACCUCAGCUCAACCCAACUGGAGAUGAGGAGAGGGGGGAGCCAGCGCGGCGGUGGCGGGCGGGUGGGGCGGUGAUGGUGACGGGACAGGAAGGGAAGCGGGGCAAACGGGGUGGGUCGGGUUAUGGUGGGGUAUCAUGCUUAACGUACACAAAAUGGAGGCCGUGCGCAGGAAGGUCAGACAUGUAUUACCAGAGGUCGGGGUGGGUGAAAAUGUGUGGAAGAAU
Solea senegalensis (Senegalese sole) is the source of this 1794-nucleotide messenger RNA. RefSeq names its product RAD23 homolog A, nucleotide excision repair protein a (gene rad23aa). The record is from RefSeq and is a predicted model, not a curated record. Gene Ontology annotation, biological process: nucleotide-excision repair; proteasome-mediated ubiquitin-dependent protein catabolic process. Bases 350 to 1450 code for a protein of 366 amino acids. The transcript has 9 exons. Gene Ontology annotation, cellular component: cytosol; nucleoplasm. Gene Ontology annotation, molecular function: ubiquitin binding; damaged DNA binding; proteasome binding. Lineage: Eukaryota; Metazoa; Chordata; Actinopteri; Pleuronectiformes; Soleidae.